UGAAUUAAGUAGUAGGGAUUGUUCUGUUUACUGGGUGUGGUCAAUGAGUGUUUCUGCGGAAAUCAAUUCAUUUGUUUACAACUAACAAUAAUUGAUAACAAAUUUAGUAAAAUAAUCAUAUUAUCAACAACAGUUAAUAAAUAUAGAAAAAUAGUUAUGCUAGGUAUUUAAGUCUACAUGCUUCGUUUUUUCAUCUCUGUAUCAUUCAUCCUUCAUUAUUACUAAUUGCUUACUUUCAAGUUAACUUCUUAAGUUGAUAACAUUUAAAGUCUUAUUUCUGAAUUGUUCUACGUACUAAAAAUAACUUUAAGUUAGAAACAUAUUAGUGCAUCCUCGUGAUAAGUGCUAUGUGUAAAAUGUAAGUGAUUUAACUUUGAGGCUCACUUUAACCAUUAUUAGUGCAUAAAAAAACUGUAGAAAGAUCUGAGAAUGAGACAUUAACUGUUAUGUAUUAUUAGAAUAGUAUUCAAGACAAAAUUUUAUGCGACUGAUAAAUUGUUAGAUCAGCAUUUGAGACUUACUGUGAAUGAACAGUUUAACUAAAUACAUUCAUUAAAAGUAAAAAAUACGAUCAGACCCUCACUGUGUAAAGUUAUCAAUUAUCUAUGGCAUGAUGGUUACAGGAUUAUAAAUGUUGCAAGACUUGUGCAAUUAAGUCAAGUACUGUGUUAGAAGUACCUUUUUUUACGAAAAUAAAUAAACACUGCCCACACUGGUCAUCUCUUAGUAAUCAGUAAACUGAACUAAAAAGCAUAAUUAACGCAAAGCUUUAUAACGGUACUAGUUUUCAUUAACAUUAGCGGCUUUGUCAUGAAUGAGUUGGAUGCUUUGCGCCAAGAGGCUGAAACUUUGAAGAAUUCCAUUAGAGAUGCUAGAAAAAAUGCUUGUGAUACAAAUUUGGUUCAAGCAACCACUAGCAUGGAACCGAUUGGACGGAUACAAAUGCGUACAAGACGCACUCUUCGUGGCCAUUUAGCUAAAAUAUAUGCCAUGCAUUGGGGCAGUGAUUCCAGAAACUUAGUAUCAGCAUCUCAAGAUGGUAAGCUCAUAGUGUGGGACAGUUAUACCACAAAUAAAGUUCAUGCAAUACCAUUACGCUCUUCCUGGGUAAUGACGUGUGCGUAUGCACCUUCUGGUAGUUACGUCGCUUGUGGAGGAUUAGAUAAUAUAUGUUCUAUAUAUAGCUUAAAAACAAGAGAGGGUAAUGUUCGUGUGAGUAGAGAACUUCCAGGUCAUACUGGGUAUCUUUCAUGCUGCCGAUUUCUGGAUGAUAAUCAAAUUGUAACUAGCUCUGGUGACAUGUCUUGUGCUCUUUGGGAUAUUGAAACAGGUCAGCAGUGUACCUCAUUUCUUGGUCAUACUGGUGAUGUCAUGUCUCUGUCACUUGCACCAGACAUGCAUACUUUCGUUUCUGGUGCAUGUGAUGCUAGUGCAAAGCUCUGGGAUAUACGUGAAGGAUCAUGCAAACAAACAUUUCCGGGACAUGAAAGUGACAUUAAUGCUGUUACGUUUUUUCCCAAUGGAUUCGCCUUUGCUACAGGAUCAGACGACGCUACUUGCAGAUUGUUUGAUAUACGAGCUGAUCAAGAAUUGGCGAUGUACAGUCAUGAUAAUAUAAUCUGUGGUAUUACUAGUGUUGCAUUUAGUAAAAGUGGACGAUUACUCCUUGCUGGAUAUGAUGAUUUUAACUGUAAUGUUUGGGACUCAAUGAAGACUGAACGGGCUGGAAUCCUUGCGGGUCAUGACAAUAGGGUAUCUUGUCUAGGUGUAACAGAAGAUGGAAUGGCAGUAGCAACUGGUUCCUGGGACUCAUUUUUACGUAUUUGGAAUUAGAUAAUAAUUUCUAUUGCUGCAAAAUCUGAUGAUGUAAAACAAAACAACUGACACAGCACAAAUUAUCUUUUUACUUCAAUACAUAUAUUUGUGAAAAAAACUUAUUCUAUUGAAUUUGGCAAGUGAAAUUUGUCUUGGAUUAUUACAUUAAGAGGAAAGAGAAACCGAACAAGUAAAAAACUAAAAAAUGUGAAAAGUUUUUAA
Messenger RNA from Copidosoma floridanum, 2037 nucleotides. RefSeq names its product guanine nucleotide-binding protein subunit beta-1 (gene Gbeta13F). Lineage: Eukaryota; Metazoa; Arthropoda; Insecta; Hymenoptera; Encyrtidae. The record is from RefSeq and is a predicted model, not a curated record. Gene Ontology annotation, biological process: signal transduction. Gene Ontology annotation, molecular function: protein binding.